This is a messenger RNA of Panicum virgatum (switchgrass), 1436 nucleotides long. RefSeq lists its product as uncharacterized. The transcript has a single exon. Lineage: Eukaryota; Viridiplantae; Streptophyta; Magnoliopsida; Poales; Poaceae. Bases 420 to 1268 code for a protein of 282 amino acids. Gene Ontology annotation, biological process: negative regulation of abscisic acid-activated signaling pathway. The record is from RefSeq and is a predicted model, not a curated record.
ACGAAGCUGACAAGAAGGUGCCUUUGUCCACUGCGCCCCUCCACCCUGUCAUGAGACGUCAAGACAUGCAUGCAUAUCCAGUUCAAAACUUGCAACACCUUUUCUGAUAUUUGCUAAUCUCUCCAUGCAAGACUAAAAGAGGCAAGCAUCCACUUCACAUCCUGCAUGCAUCUACAACCGGAUGGCAGGGAAAGAUAGAGAUAGAAGAUCAACAGUGAUCAGAUGGAUGAUUACUCAGCAUUAAGGCCGUGAUCCCCACCACAUUAACUCCCUGUGAUCACGCAUGAUCUCUAAAUUUGGCAGGUGAACUUGCAUUCCUCUGAGAUUAUCUCCACAUUUAACCCCUCUUGUAUAAGUAGGCACCUAAUUAACCCCGGUCAAGAACUCCACACCAGUGCGAAGUGAAAGAAACCAGAUCCAUGGACAAGGAAUCGAGCUCCCUGACCGCGUCCAUGGAGGUUGAGGGAGCGGGGUUGCAGGUGGAGGACGGGGAGGAGGUGGUGCAGGCGCCGGCGAAGGAGCUCGACCUUAUCGGCGCACUCGGUUCGGCGCCGCCGGAAGUGAAGGCUGUGGAGGCGCAGGCGGUGGCGCCGGGCAAGGGGAAGGAGAAGGCAGUGGUGGAGGCGGCGGAGGAGAAGGCGCCCACGACGGCGCCGGCGUCCAGCGGCGGCGAGAAGAAGCGCUCGUUCAAGUGCAACUAUUGCCAGCGUAAGUUCUAUACCUCGCAGGCGCUGGGCGGCCACCAGAAUGCUCACAAGCGCGAGCGCUCGCUCGCCAAGCACGCCGCCGCCGCCGCUGCCGCGGCGGGGCGCGGGCUGUACGGUGGCGCUGACCCCUUCCUUCCGCCGCACCACCUCCGCUUCCCGCACGCCUGGCCGUACUCCGCGGGUGGCGGUGGCGGCAGGACGUCGUCGUCGUCGUCCCUCGGGCUCGGCCGCGGCUCCGCUGCUGCGGCGCCGUUCUACGGCCGGCAACACGGGUGGGCCGCGCACGCGCAUGCUCACGGCGGCCAGCCGUCCAUGCCAGGGCUCGCCCGCCACGCCGGCGCCGAACGCCCCGUCUACGCACCUCACGGCUACGGAGGCUACGGUGCCUCGUCGAGGGCCCCAGCUUCCCCGGCCGUCCUCGACACCGGGAUGGCCGGGCUCCGGUGGGCUGGCGUCGCCAGCGGUGCCUCUGCCGGCGUCAACAACGGCGGCGCUCAUGACGUGACGCAGCAGCAGGAGGAGGCGCAGAGCUGCAAGAUAGACCUGAACCUGAGGCUGUAGCUCCCCAGGGUUCAUUUACCAUUAGAAAUUGCUUGUUGAUGAAGCGCAUGUUGACAAGGAGGGUGAAUGUUCAUUGAUUCGUUUUGUCUCAGAUUAAGUCAUGCAUGGUCAGCUGAUUAGGGUUUAAGACAGGGUUUAUCUGUAGAUGUAAUAUUAUCAUAUAGUAGU